Molecule: messenger RNA, 2844 nt
Organism: Hansenula ciferrii
Lineage: Eukaryota; Fungi; Ascomycota; Saccharomycetes; Phaffomycetales; Wickerhamomycetaceae
Gene: MCM4
Product: MCM DNA helicase complex subunit MCM4
Exons: 1
Coding region: 1-2844 (947 amino acids)
Biological process (GO): DNA strand elongation involved in DNA replication; double-strand break repair via break-induced replication; DNA replication
Cellular component (GO): MCM complex; nucleus
Molecular function (GO): ATP binding; single-stranded DNA helicase activity; single-stranded DNA binding
Source: RefSeq, a predicted model, not a curated record
AUGAGUUCUCCAUCCCAUAACCAAAAUUCCACAAGUCAGAAUAGAGAUGAUACAAACCAAGAUGAAAGUUUGACUCAAGCUGAUUCUUUUGGUCAAACAAAUGCUGUUCCAUCUUCACCAUUAUUCAUGCCAGAAUCUUCAGAUGUUGAUGAAACUCAAAGACAACAACAACAACAACAACAAAGAAAUUCUCAAAGAGGUGCAUCCAAUGUAUCAUCACCAAUUUUCUUUCGUUCUUCACAACCAGGUUCACAAGCCAGUUCUCGUCCAGGUUCAGAACAUGGUGGUAUUGGUGAACCAAGUUCUCCAUUAAAUUUCCCAUCUUCAGCUCCAGGGUCAGAUUACCCAAGAUCAGAUAUCAGUAGAUCAAGUAGACGUGGUCCAGGUCGUUCAGAUUUGGGAUCUGAUAUUUAUGCUGAUAUUAGUUCAAGAAGACGUGCUGAACAAACUAGACAUAGAAGAGGUGAUAUUCAUUCUUCAGAUAUUUCAUCCCCAAUGAGAAGAAGAGUUUUCAAUAAUAACCAGAUACCUUCAUCACAACCUGGUAAUAUUUCAUCAAAUUUAGGUAAUGAAGAUAUUGAUGAACCUGUUAGAAUUAUUUGGGGUACAAAUGUUAGUAUUCAUGAAUGUUCAAAUGCUUUUAGAAAUUUCUUAAUGUCAUUCAAAAUGAAAUAUAGAAAACUUCAUGAUAGUGAACCAGUUGAUGAUAUUGCUGAUAACGAAUUAUAUUAUGUUAACGAAUUAAAUUCAAUGAGAAAUUCAUUAUCAACAAAUUUAAAUUUAGAUGCUAAAAAUUUACUUACAUUUGCACAAACUAAGAAAUUAUUUUAUCAAUUACAAAACUAUCCACAAGAAGUUAUCCCAAUUAUGGAUCAAACUGUUAAAGAUUGUAUGGUAUCUUUAAUUGUGGAAAAUGAUCUUGAUCAUGAUAUUAGUGAUAUUGAAGGAAGAAUUUACAAAAUUAGACCUUUUAAUAUUGAAUCUCAAAGAGGUAUGAGAGAAUUGAACCCAGAAGAUAUUGACAAAUUAGUUAGUGUAAAGGGUAUGGUCUUAAGAUCAACACCUGUUAUUCCAGAUAUGAAGAUGGCUUUUUUCAAGUGUAACAUUUGUGAUCAUACUACAGUGGUUGAAAUUGAUAGAGGUGUCAUUCAAGAACCAACAGUAUGUCCAAGACCGGCUUGUGCACAACCAAACUCAAUGAUUCUUGUACAUGUGAGGUCUUCUUUCGCUGAUAAACAAGUUGUUAAAUUACAAGAAACUCCAGAUCAUGUUCCAGAUGGUCAAACUCCUCAUUCUGUUUCAUUAUGUGUUUAUGAUGAAUUAGUUGAUAGUGUUAAAGCUGGUGAUCGUAUUGAAGCUACAGGUAUUUUCAGAUCAGUUCCGGUAAGAGUUAAUUCAAGACAAAGAGCUAUGAAAAGUUUAUUCAAAAUCUAUUUGGAUUUAGUUCAUAUUCGUAAAAUUGACAAAAAGAGAAUGAAUAUUGAUACUUCAACAAAUACAGAUAGUACCAAACAAGUGAACCAUGAUGUUGAUGAAGUUCGUAAGAUUACUGAAGAAGAAGUUCAAAAAAUCAAAGAAACAGGUGCUAGACCAGAUCUUUAUGAAUUAUUGGCUAGAUCAAUGGCACCAAGUAUUUAUGAAUUAGAUGAUGUUAAAAAGGGUAUAUUAUUGCAAUUAUUUGGUGGUACAAAUAAAACAUUCACUAAAGGUGGUAAAUAUAGAGGUGAUAUUAACAUUUUAUUAUGUGGUGAUCCUUCAACUUCAAAAUCUCAAUUAUUACAAUAUGUCCACAAGAUUGCACCAAGAGGUGUUUAUACAUCAGGUAAAGGUUCUUCUGCAGUUGGUUUAACUGCUUAUGUUACAAGAGAUAUUGAUACCAGACAAUUAGUCUUAGAAAGUGGUGCUUUAGUUCUUUCAGAUGGUGGUGUUUGUUGUAUUGAUGAAUUUGAUAAGAUGUCUGAUGUUACCAGAUCAGUCUUACAUGAAGCUAUGGAACAACAAACCAUUUCUAUUGCCAAAGCUGGUAUUAUUACAACAUUGAAUGCAAGAACUUCCAUUUUAGCUUCUGCAAAUCCUAUAAAUUCAAGAUAUGAUCCAAAUUUACCAGUUACAUCAAAUAUUGAUUUACCACCACCAUUAUUAUCAAGAUUUGAUCUUGUUUAUUUAUUAUUGGAUAAAGUUGAUGAAAGAACUGAUAGAUAUCUUGCUAAACAUUUGACAAGUAUGUAUUUAGAAGAUACACCAGAAAAUGUUUCCACUACAGAAAUUUUGCCAGUUGAAUUUCUUACAUUAUAUAUCAGUUAUGCUAAAGAAAAUUAUGCACCAGUUUUGCAACCUGAAGCUAAAGAUGAAUUAGUUAAAUCUUAUGUUGAUAUGAGAAAAUUGGGUGAUGAUUCAAGAUCAUCUGAACGUCGUAUCACUGCAACAACCAGACAAUUAGAAAGUAUGAUUAGAUUAUCAGAAGCACAUGCUAAGAUGAGAUUAUCAAAUGUUGUCGAAUUGAAAGAUGUUAAAGAAGCUGUUAGAUUAAUUAAAUCAGCUAUUAAAGAUUAUGCAACAGAUCCAAUAACGGGUAAAAUUGACAUGGAUUUAGUUCAAACAGGUCAAUCUUCUGCACAAAGAAGAAUGAAAGAAGAUCUUUCCAAAACAGUGUAUGACAUUUUAGAACAAUAUCCAGGUGACGUUAUAACGUUUAUUGAUUUACAAAAAGCUUUGAAUGAGCAAUCACAAGAAGUUGUUGAAAAUAAUGAAUUAGGAGAUGUCUUGAAUAGAUUGGUUCAACAAGAUAAAGUAAUUGUGAAUGGUGAAGGAUCUAGAAGAAUGAUUCGUUUGAGUAGAAGAUGA